Strigops habroptila (Kakapo) is the source of this 4673-nucleotide messenger RNA. RefSeq names its product death associated protein kinase 2 (gene DAPK2). Gene Ontology annotation, cellular component: nucleus; cytoplasm. Gene Ontology annotation, biological process: intracellular signal transduction; protein phosphorylation; positive regulation of apoptotic process. Gene Ontology annotation, molecular function: protein serine/threonine kinase activity; ATP binding. Lineage: Eukaryota; Metazoa; Chordata; Aves; Psittaciformes; Psittacidae. Bases 11 to 1180 code for a protein of 389 amino acids. The record is from RefSeq and is a predicted model, not a curated record. The transcript has 12 exons.
CUUAUUAGUGAUGAUGAGGAGGAUAGUUGAAACUACUCAACAUAACCUUUUCUUUGGGAUCGUGACCAAAUUGCAUCAUCUCUGUGCAUCAAUGAAAAGUCCAGGUAUGGCUUUGUUCAAGCAGCAGAAGGUGGAAGACAUUUAUGAAAUCGGGGAAGAGCUGGGAAGUGGCCAGUUUGCUAUAGUGAAGAAAUGUCGAGACAAGAGCACGGGGCUGGAGUAUGCUGCUAAGUUCAUUAAGAAACGCCAGAGCCGGGCCAGCCGCCGCGGAGUGAGGCGUGAGGAAAUCGAGCGGGAGGUCUCGAUUCUGCAGCAGAUCCUGCAUGCCAACAUCAUCAAGUUGCAUGACAUCUAUGAGAACAAGACGGAUGUAGUCCUCAUCCUUGAGCUGGUUUCUGGAGGAGAACUUUUUGACUUCCUGGCACAGAAGGAAUCUUUGAGUGAAGAGGAAGCAACGAGAUUCAUCAAGCAGAUUUUAGAUGGUGUCAAUUACCUUCACUCUAAGAAAAUUGCUCACUUUGAUUUAAAGCCUGAAAACAUUAUGCUUCUAGACAAGAAUAUCCCUAUUCCACACAUCAAACUCAUUGACUUCGGCCUGGCUCACAAAAUAGAAGAUGGAGUUGAAUUUAAAAACAUUUUUGGAACUCCAGAAUUUGUGGCUCCAGAAAUAGUGAACUAUGAACCACUGGGACUAGCUGCAGAUAUGUGGAGCAUAGGAGUCAUCACCUACAUACUCCUCAGUGGUGCUUCUCCUUUCCUUGGAGAAACUAAACAAGAAACGCUUGCCAACAUCACAGCUGUGAAUUAUGAAUUUGAUGAAGAAUUUUUCAGCAACACCAGUGAUUUGGCAAAAGAUUUUAUUCAGAAACUCCUGGUGAAAGAUACACGGAAACGGCUUACAAUUCAGGAAGCUCUGUCCCAUCCAUGGAUAACGCCAGUGGACAAGCGACAGGCUUUGGUUCGGCAAUCGUCUGUUGUUAACAUGGAAAACUUCAAAAGGCAAUAUGCUAGAAGGCGAUGGAAGCUUUCUUACCAUAUUGUCUCAUUGUGCAACCAGUUGUCUCGUUCGCUGGUGAAAAAGGUCCUAAUAGAAGAUGAAAGCGUGAGGAACUGUGAAAGUGACAGUGAGGAUCUUUCUCCAAGAAAAGCCACUCUUCAGAGGAGAAGCAGCAUAUCAUAAUGGACGGAGAAUUUCAUGGGCAGGAGACAGAGGAAACUUCCAUCCUUGCUGAAAAGAGCAGCCCUGACAGCAGACCUUGGCUUCCUGUCUGAAUCCUUGGUAUGAUGCUUCUCACUUCUCAAACUGCACCAACGGCUGGAUGAUGUUAUUAAAUGCCUCUGAGCAGUUUAGAACGUUAGGGAUCCAGAUUCCCAAGGAAAUGCUGCAGCAUGAGCACUGAUUGGAGUGCCUUUAUAUGUUGAAUGUUUCAGUGAUACUUCAAUCCAUUUGGGAUAUCAACUGCACUCAGGACAUAGGGUUUCUACUGAUAUUCUUUUACUGCAGAAUCAUUCACAUUCUGCACAAUGAUUAAGACUGUGUGCAUUAUUAUUUCAGUCAGGGAAAUCGUUAUUGAGUCUUCAGGAAAAAAAUUAAUACAGUUCUCAUUUGUUAAGAGCAUAAGUAUUUGAUGGCAGGUAUCUGUCAGGUUUUAUUAGCUGUGUGCAGUACUCUGUAACUGCUACCACUGAAGAAAAAAAUCAUAGUGCCAUUACAUAUCAUAACCUUGAUUUCAUGAACCUAGCAGUAAACAGUUCUGUACUGCAGUAAGAGCUGCACUCUGGCCACCAUCUCUGGCUGAAGACUAGCACAACCUGCCAUUGUCAAUGGGAGUACAACUGAUUCUGGCCACUAGGAGGAUGAGAUAGGCCAGGUCAAUUUUGGGAUGAAAAAGAGGAAAAAUCUGUAGUGAUUUACAUGCACCCAAAUACAGUGUUUGUACAGGACAAUGGCAGGAUGCCUUACCAAACAGGGCACUUAAAAACCCAGGGUAUGUGAAGAAAUAGUCUUUAUUAGACUUUGUUAUUGUUUUAUUUUAUUGUUGGCAAAUUGGAGAUUCACUAACACCUAUUUGUAUAGGUGCUGUUUACAUGUAACCCAAACUGCAAACAGCUGUGUUAUUCAGGGGGUUGUGGCCAAAAUUGGGGAAAUAAGCACUUUGAUACUGAUGUGACAUCUCUGUUCUAGGAAGUUGCAUCAUUUUAACUAUAUUAGUUUCUAAGCCAGUAUUGUUCAAUUGGUACCAAAAAUGGGUAUAGACUAGGUUAUAUUUUUUUUAAUUGAAAAUAUUAGUUGUUAGAAGUUCAUAUUUAUUUUGCCAUUUAAUUAAAAAUCAGAAAACAAGCCUACUAGAAACAACUAUAGAUUGACGAGGAAACUGGUUUUGUUUGGCUUUAGGGUUGUCACUUCUAGGCCGAGGUUUUAGAGCUGAAGGUGUAAACUGGUGUUGAAAACUAGUAUCAGGUUAAUUCUGCCUGGCUUCCUCUUUCUAAGAAAUAAAAAUGCACUACUUCUAUUUGUAGCUUUGUGUCCUAGCUUAGGCAGAGACUAAAAUGAAGUUGAUGAGAAAGUAUUUCUGUGGAAGGAAGGAAAUGUGCAAGAAGCAUUGGAGGAGAGAGGAUGAAAGUAGGAUUUGAGGGAAGAAAUAAAAUGAAGGAGGUGAUGGUGGGGAAAAAGCAGUGGAGAGGAAUGAGUAGGAGAGGGACAGGCAGGGAGCAGAAGUGAACCUGGACUCGGAAGGUUGAAGGAAGGAAAGAGGAUGUAGCUAUAGGAGUUGUGGAAGCAGGAGAAUGAAUGUUUUGGCAAAUAUGGCACUGAAUUUUGAUACUAUUUAUUUAAUUUCCUUUUAUUUCAUGUCUUGCACUGCCAUAGCCUGUGACAUGUGCCUGGUCAAGGGAUAGGGCAUGGGCUUCUCUUUACAUUCAAUUAGAAGGUGUAUUUCUGAGCUUUCUGUGUAAUUUCUGAGGCAGAAUCCUCAAAAAGUGCUGUAGUAAUGUAUAUAUUGAGGGAGCAGUAAUGGACAAAACUAUUAUUUCAGGGUCUGGAGGGAAUCUUUCAUAAAUAGAAAACUAAAAAUAUGUAUUUGGAUAAAAAGCUGUUCAGCUUGCCUACCAAAUUUUGCUUCCCCUGUCCCAUGCGUUACCAUUAGUUCACUCCCUGGGCUAUGGAAAACCAAAUAAACUUUGAGUCAGUGGCAUUUUUCCAAAUUCCCGGAGUUUCAAAACACCUUCAUUUUCCACAUUAGAGAUUGCAGGUUGUGGAUGGAAAUCACAUUUCUGAAAAGUAAGCCCUGGUUAAAGCAGCUGUUGGUUUGUUGUUGCAUCCGAAUUGUGCUGUCACGGAGAUGAGGUCAUUCUUAUGUAAAACCCAAGCAACUACUGAGCAAGAGGAAGACAGGCCGGGAGAGCUGGGCUUGUUCAGCCUGGAGGAGAGGAGGCUGCGGGGAGACCUUAGAGCAGCUCCAGUGCCUGAAGGGGCUACAAGAAACCUGGAGAGGGGCUUUGGACAAGAGAUGUAGGGACAGGACAAGGGGAAUGGCUUUAACCUGCCAGAGGGGAGAUUUAGAUUAGAUCUUAGGAGGAAGCUCUUCCCUGUGAGGGUGCUGAGGCGCUGGCACAGGGUGCCCAGAGAAGCUGUGGCUGCCCCAUCCCUGGCAGUGUUCAAGGCCAGGUUGGACACAGGGGCUUGGAGCAACCUGCUCUAGUGGGAAGGGGCAGGGAGUUGGAACUGAGUGAGCUUUAAGCUGCCUUCCAGCCCAAACCACUGUGAUCCUGUCAUUCUGUGAAAAUGGGAGGCAAGUGGCAAGGCAGGCAGGGGAGUGCAAGGCAGGGUGAAGCUUCAGUUUAUUGACUGUGCAUUAAUAAAAGAUGUAAAAAAAAGGUGGUGUAACAAAGACAUUACAGGCAGCUCACGGUGUUUGGUCCUCAGUCACUUUUCUGCCCAGGUCAGCUCAGGACACGAGUGCUGGCUCAGUCACGGGGGAGCGGCGGGCUUGGCCUCUCUCUGCGGCACUCAGUCGUCUCGUAGCUCCGCAUGGCUCCGAGUGAUGUGACGUUCCUUGCACACAGGCUGCAAUGAGCAGCGCUGGUGUCAAGCCAGACUCUUCCAUGACUGUUCCAGACAGCAGCAUGUGUGUAUAACCUCUUGUUCUCAGGACUAGUGCUUGGUAUUUGUUAGGAAGUUUCAUGGUGUUUUUCCACAUGUGGUGUUCUCUGUACUUAUCAGUCUAUUCCAUCGAGGGAGAAAUUCAGGCAGCUCUGUUUACAGCUCUGGGGGACACCAGCUCAGCACAGGCAUCACUUUCAUUCUUUACCAUUGGUGUUUUUUGGGGAACACUUGACAAGCCCCUUUUAUUAAGGGGGGAGAACAGAAAGUGUGGAAGGGACUGUGGUGUGGUGGGAGGGGAGAUGUAGUGCACUUCAGUAAACCAGUUUAUGUUAAAGAAUUUACUUUGGUGGGGGAGAAAAAUCUAUUUUGUGUGUAUUUUGAGCAGCAAGGAACCUGGAGACACGUGACAGUCUGAAAAAAAACCAAGUAUUUUUAUUACAAUGAGGUGAGACUAUUGUUAUUGUUGUUUAGGGGUGAUAAACCCGUGUGCCUAUGCUGUUGUUAAGGAGCGCGGGUUCCCUGCCGCACGCAGCUGUCGGGAUGUGCUAUAAUAAACCCUUGCGGAGCA